UGUUCUUCAUGAAUAAAUGCUGUCGGUUCGCUGUGGUCGCUCAGCCAUGUUGAAUCGACUCUCAGCGCUGAGAUCGAAGGAACUGCAGCCCGCCAUUGUGUAGAAUCUAAGCUCUGUAGAGAGAGAGGGGCACUUGGCUAACUAUUAAAUAGACAUUUCUCACACCCUGUUGCUUGAAUUAGAAACGAAUUAAAUUACAAAGUCUCCAGGGAGAAAGACAUGUCAGCCAGCAGCCUUCUUGAACAGAGACCGAAAGGCCAAGGAAAUAAAGUGCAAAACGGAGCUGUGACCCAAAAGGAUACUUUGAAUGAUGAUGAGUUUGAGCCUUACCUGAACACCCAGGCUAGACAGAGCAAUGCCUAUACGGCCAUGUCGGAUUCCUACAUGCCCAGCUACUACAGCCCCUCCAUUGGCUUCUCCUACUCCCUCAACGAGGCAGCAUGGUCCACUGGUGGAGACCCUCCCAUUCCUUACCUGGCGUCCUAUGGACAACUGAGCAAUGGGGAGCACCACUUCCUCCCGGACGCCAUGUUUGGCCAGCCUGGCCCCCUGGGAAACAACCCUUUCCUGGGACAGCAUGGUUUCAAUUUCUUCCCCAGUGGCAUCGACUUUUCUGCCUGGGGGAGCAGCAGCUCUCAGGGACAGUCCACACAGAGCUCUGGCUACAGCUCCAACUAUGCCUACGCCCCCAGCUCACUAGGGGGUGCCAUGAUCGACGGACAGUCACCCUUCGCUGCCAAUGAGCCCCUCAACAAGGCCCCUGGCAUGAACAGCCUGGACCAGGGCAUGGCUGGGCUUAAGAUUGGUGGUGGUGGGGAUAUGGCCCCCAAGGUGGUGGGCUCUGGUCUCCCAGGAGGGGGGCCCCUCAGCCAGGUCACUGGAGCCCCCAGCAUGCCCCCUGUGUCCAUCGCCCCCGCGAAGGCCGCCUCCUGGGCGGACAUUGCUAGCAAGCCGGCCAAGCCGCAGCCCAAGCUGAAAACCAAGGGAGGCAUGGCUGGGACCAACCUGCCACCUCCCCCUAUCAAACACAACAUGGACAUCGGCACUUGGGAUAAUAAGGGGAACAUGCCUAAAGCUUCCACCCCCCAGCAGGUUCCCCUCCCCACCAACGGCCAGCAACCCCACCAGGCCUCCCCCCAGUCUGGCUCCACCCCUGGAGGGACCCCACAACUGCCCCUAAGCAACGGACAGUUGGUUGGUCCCCCCCACACCCACAUGGGGCAGCACCAGCUACCUCCUAAUGGGCAGCCGGUGAUGGGGGUUCCUAUGCAGUCUCUCUCCCAGGGUCCACCCCCUUCUCAGCCCUCCCAGCCCUCUCGAUGGGUUCCUCCUCGGAACCGUGCCAACGGGUUUGGGGAUGCAGGGGGUGGGGUGGGGCAGUCGCCUCCCAACUCUGGAGUAGGAGGUGGGGUGGUGGUGCCCUCGGAGCCUCAUCCUGUCCUGGAGAAGCUGCGCCUGGUCAACAACUACAACCCCAAGGACUUUGACUGGAACCCUAAGCAGGGGCGUGUGUUCAUCAUCAAGAGCUACUCCGAGGACGACAUCCACCGCUCCAUCAAGUACAACAUCUGGUGCAGCACGGAGCACGGCAACAAGCGUCUGGACGCUGCCUACCGCUCACUGGGCGCCAAGGGCCCCCUCUACCUGCUGUUCAGCGUUAACGGUAGCGGCCACUUCUGCGGCGUGGCGGAAAUGCGCUCGCCGGUGGACUACAACACGUGCGCAGGGGUGUGGUCACAGGACAAGUGGAAGGGCCGGUUUGAUGUGCGUUGGAUUUUCGUUAAGGACGUUCCCAACAGCCAGCUGAGGCACAUCCGGCUGGAGAACAACGAGAACAAGCCAGUCACCAACUCCCGAGACACCCAGGAGGUGCCCCUGGACAAGGCCAGACAGGUGCUGAAGAUCAUUGCCGGGUACAAGCACACCACCUCCAUCUUCGACGACUUCUCCCACUAUGAGAAGCGUCAGGAGGAGGAGGAGAGUGUGAAAAAGGUGGAAGUCCAGGGGAGCGAUCCUUACUCCAGUAACCCCAGCAACAGGAGUCAUUACCGACUUCAGGAGCGCCAAGGACGUGUCAAGUAACAGUUGGUACUGUGGGCAAAAGACUGCAAUGCCCCCCCCCUCUCCCCUCCCUCUCCUGCCCGUCACAACCAGAUCUCAGAUAUCUUACGGGAGGAAAUUAACCAAGGACAAAAAAAAAGAGAAACUAAAUGAAGACUUUCUUGAUUUCUUUUGACUUUAAAGACUUACUUCGAACUUGUAGUAAAAGAAAAAGAAAACCAUUAUUCAUAGGACUACAACUAAAUGCAUAGCAUCCUUAGGUGAAUCCUUUUUUUGACGCCCCGCUCCUCCCCAGUCCACUACGUAUGCUUUCUCCUUGUAUGCUCUGUUUCCAUUUUUUCUUUUUUAUGAUUAUCCUCUUUAUUUCUUUUUUUUUUUUUCUUUUUUUUUUUACAGUCCAGGAGCAACUCUGUAAUUUUCACAAAGAAAUGUAGUGGAUGUUUUUUUAGUGUUGAUGACAACGACUACUACUUCUAGUUCCCCCUUUGUGGAGAUGGGGAUCAGUCUGUCUCAGUCUGUUCUUUGUAACUAGCUCCACCCCACCAUGGGAGAUCCAGUCAUCCAGCCGGGGCGCAGCGGAUGUUCGUUGUGGGUCUUUUUCGUCACCACCUCCACAAGAGUUUGUUUCUUAUGACUCCCAUCUUUUGUUAUGAAGAGAGAACUGAAGCUAAUGUUCAGGAUGGCCCUGUAUUCAGUUGUUUGCGUUGGGCAGAGUAUGUAGAGAAGAGGGGCAGGGGUAGGGAGACUGGAGGGGGAAGGAAGUCGAAAGCAAAAAAAUAAGUUAAGUUAAGCCUUGGUCAUUCAUUGUAUAAUUUUAUAGUGUAAUUGGGCCCUGUUUGCAGUCUGCUGAACUUAUUUUACUGACUGUUUCUCUCUUGGACAAGUUCAUUGUUGCUGUGGGCUGCUUUUCUCUUUCUUCCUCGUUUAAUUUUUUGUUGUUUUUCCUUCCUUCCCUCCGCUUUCCUAAAACCGCAAAAUGCGAGUGGCCAUGCCCCCACUCUUUCUCUUAAUCAGUUCAAAGUAAUAAAUGUGGUAUACUCAGCAGAA
Molecule: messenger RNA, 3108 nt
Organism: Osmerus eperlanus (European smelt)
Lineage: Eukaryota; Metazoa; Chordata; Actinopteri; Osmeriformes; Osmeridae
Gene: ythdf2
Product: YTH N6-methyladenosine RNA binding protein F2
Exons: 6
Coding region: 220-2082 (620 amino acids)
Biological process (GO): mRNA destabilization
Cellular component (GO): cytoplasm
Molecular function (GO): mRNA binding; N6-methyladenosine-containing RNA reader activity
Source: RefSeq, a predicted model, not a curated record